Messenger RNA from Halichondria panicea, 1627 nucleotides. RefSeq names its product EH domain-containing protein 1-like. NCBI's taxonomy places the organism in Eukaryota, Metazoa, Porifera, Demospongiae, Suberitida, Halichondriidae. Gene Ontology annotation, cellular component: plasma membrane; cytoplasm; intracellular membrane-bounded organelle. The transcript is spliced from 3 exons. The record is from RefSeq and is a predicted model, not a curated record. Gene Ontology annotation, molecular function: GTP binding. The coding region runs from base 49 to 1446 and encodes 465 amino acids. Gene Ontology annotation, biological process: endosomal transport; endocytosis.
UGAGGCGGCUUCUCUGUUGCAAGACCCUCACAGUAAACAACUAAGUCCAUGUUCUCCUGGCUAUCAGGCAACAAGAAACAAUGCAAUGUGGCAGACAUCUAUAAUAAUGUCAUCGAUGGCCUCAAGCAAACGUACCGAAAGAAGCUCCUCCCACUAGAGCAAACGUACCUCUUUGAAGAUUUUCACUCACCAUACAUGAACGAUGGAGACUUCAAUGCCAAACCAAUGGUACUACUAAUCGGUCAAUAUUCUACUGGAAAAACCACUUUUAUUCGUUACCUGUUAAAAAAGGAUUUCCCCGGCAUUAGGAUUGGACCUGAACCCACUACUGAUCGCUUCAUGGCCAUCAUGCACGGGCCUAAUGAGCAAGUUACUCCUGGAAAUGCUUUAGCUGUCGACCCAACACGACAGUUCGGUGCCUUGCAGUCGUUUGGAAACGCUUUUUUGAGCCGAUUCGAGGGUUCGUUUUUGCCGAGUCCAGUCUUCGAGAGUAUAACCCUCAUUGACACCCCGGGAAUAUUAUCAGGAGAGAAACAACGAUUACAUCGUGGGUACGAUUUUGAGGGUGUGCUGGGCUGGUUUGCAGAUCGGGCUGAUAUGAUUAUUCUCCUCUUUGACGCACACAAGUUAGACAUCUCUGACGAGUUUCGAACAGUCAUCAAUAUCAUCAAGAAGAACCAAACCAAGAUUCGUAUUGUUCUCAAUAAAGCAGAUGUGAUCACCACCCAACAGCUGAUGCGUGUGCACGGUUCUCUAAUGUGGUCGCUAGGAAAAGUGUUGGGCACUCCAGAAGUCACCAGAGUGUACAUUGGUUCUUUCUGGGACCAACCCCUUCAUCACGACGAAAACCAAAAGCUUUUUGAGGACGAACAACUCGAUCUUUUUGCCGAUAUUCAGAGGCUGCCUCGUACAAAUGCUGUGCGGAAACUCAACGAAAUGAUCAAGCGAGCGCGACUGGCAAAGGUUCAAGCAUUCAUCCUCUCUCACUUGAAAGGGGAAAUGCCCUAUCUGUUCGGAAAACAAUCCAAGAAAGAUGCCCUCAUUGAAAGCCUCGACCAAGUGUUCAACACCAUACACAAGUCUCGUAAUAUCCCUGUUGGGGAUUUCCCCUCUGUGAAAGCCAUGAGAGAAAAACUUGAAAAAUACGAUUUCUCUCGAUUUCCGAAACUCCAACCACAUUUACUUGAAAUUGUCGACCAAAUGCUGGCUGUCGAUAUCUCCCAUAUCAUGAAGAUGCUACCAAAAGAAGAAGACAUGACUAAAGACAAACGAAUUCGUGGCGGUGUAUUCAUUGGGCAAAAUGACAAUGAUCCUUUCUCCACUAAGAGUGAUCUCACGAAAGAAGAUCCCGAUAGUGGCUCAUCAUCGUCUCUUGCUGGUAAAAAAAGGACACAUGAAGAGACAUCAUCAGCUCCCAAAAAACCGAAGCCGUUCAAAAGACACUAACACAAAGUCUAACGCUAACAUCAGCCAAAUGGUUACUUCCAAAAGUGACUAUAUAUAUUAUAUUAUAAUAAUGUGCAUGUAUAGUAUAAUUAUUUUUUGUGUACCGCACAAUGUGUAUGUGCAAUAACCGUGCAGUAUUAGCUAGUUCUGCGUGUCUGUCAGUAUAAUAAUUAUAAUAUAU